Molecule: messenger RNA, 1134 nt
Organism: Saprolegnia diclina VS20
Lineage: Eukaryota; Oomycota; Saprolegniomycetes; Saprolegniales; Saprolegniaceae
Exons: 1
Coding region: 35-1099 (354 amino acids)
Biological process (GO): proteolysis
Molecular function (GO): metallocarboxypeptidase activity; zinc ion binding
Source: RefSeq, a predicted model, not a curated record
CGUUGGUGUUGGAGCUCAUUUUCCAAUUUGCCUCAUGCAGCUCACGACUGUGCUCUUGUGCCUUGCCUCGGCGUCGGCCGCCAUCUUUCGCCAGCUCCCGGAUGGCCGCGAGCGCACGCAAGAGGAGCUCCGAGCCGUCGCCGACGACGCCGACGUGAACCGCAAGUGCCACCUCCAAAACGCCAACUACAUUCCGUCGCUCACGCAAGGCAAGUACGUCGAGUCCGCGUUCCACAACUGCUUUCGCACGGCGGCCCAGAUCGACGAGCUUUUCAACACGUUUGUGGCGCAGAACCCAAGUAACGUCUUCAAGGAGCCGAUCGCCAACACGACGCGCGGCCAAACGGUCUACGCCUACACGCUGCGCAACGGACCACCCAAGAAGCAAGCGAUUUACGUGCAGAGUCUCAUCCACGCUCGCGAGUGGGUCGCUGGUUCGUCCAACUUUUACACGGCCUCCAAGCUCCUCGACGACAUUUACAACAAGAUUCCCAGUGUCACGGACGACUAUGACGUGAUUGUGGUCCCGAUUUUUAACCGCGACGGGUACGACCUCACGUGGUCGGGCACUCGCUACCAGCGCAAGAAUGCUAACGGCGUCGACCUCAACCGCAACUACCCGGGUCCGUUUGACAACCCGCGCCCGCCCUUGCCGUCGGCCGACGACUACCCGGGCCCGCGCCCGCUCAGCGAAGUUGAAAGCCGCACAUUGCACCAAUGGCUCAGCUCCAAGCCGCAGGGAUACCUUGCGGGCUUGAUUGAUCUCCACUCGUACGCUGGCCUCGUCUUGAUUCCGGUUGGCGACACCGAAGACAAGCUGCCGGUCGACGGAAAGCUCAAGACGUUGGGCACGCGCCUCGGAAGCGCCCUCGGCGGCUACAAGUCGGGGCGACCGUACGAGCUUCUGUACAAGGCGUACCAUACGUUUCAAGACUAUGGUUUCCGCACGUACAACGUGCCGUCCAUCACGAUCGAGAUGAAGGGCACUGACUUUGUGGCGCCGGCCUCGACGAUCCGGACCCGCGGCCAGGAAAUCUACAAAGGCCUCGCGCAGUACGCCAAGGAAGUUACGAUUUACGCCAAGACGCGCGACCUCUAAGCUCCAUCUCGAUGCGUUUGGGUGUUGUUGUUCCU